Molecule: messenger RNA, 411 nt
Organism: Staurois parvus
Lineage: Eukaryota; Metazoa; Chordata; Amphibia; Anura; Ranidae
Source: the annotation of a GenBank genome assembly
AUGUGCCACUUUCAGGUCUCCUCACACUGCUGGUGUGUUCAAUUUUUUGUCAUAGGGUGCUGGCAGAUUACGGGCCUCCCAUAGCUGCUGCCAGGCCCCUAAUCUGCCAUGGGCCCCUGUACCGCCUCCUCAUGCUGCUGCCAGGUCCAGAGUGUGUCAUGGGUCCCUGUACGGCCUCCCAUUGCUGCUGUCUCCAUCGCCACACUCUGCCAUGUGCCACUUUCAGGUCUCCUCACACUGCUGGUGGUUUUCCAUUUUUGUCAUAGGGUGCUGUAUGGCCUCCCAUUGCUGCUGUAUGGCCUCCACCGCCACACUGUGGCUCCACACUCUGGUUUUGGCCCCGUGACUGCCCAAAUGAGUGAAGUGUGCGGUGAUUCUAAGAUCGACGGCACUCAUCUGCAUGUCAUACUG